GCCUGUCCCGAGCGAACGCGCGCAGAGCUGCAGUGUGUGCAAGAGAGUGUUAACCGAGGAAACGUCGCGGCCCGGGAGGCAGCCGCCCCAGCGCAGGUGGACGCUGCUCGCCUGACCAUCCAACCGCCGCCCCUCCCUCCGGGGGGUCCCGAGCUGACGGAUGGGAGGCACAGCUCGCGGGCCCGGGCGGAAGGAUGCGGGGCCGCCAGGAGCCGGACUCCCGCCCCAGCAGCGGAGCGGUGGAGGCACAGUGUUAAAGAGCAGAGGAAUGAUCAUUUGGCAUUUAGCUUCCACCAUCCACCAGAAAAUUAAGUGGGUAAAGAUAUUGGGUGAUGGUGUCUAUGAUACCUUCAUGAUGAUAGAUGAAACCAAAUGCCCACCCUGUUCAAAUGCACUCUGCAAUCCUUCUGAACCACCUCUACCCAGAAGACUAAAUAUCACCACUGAGCAUUUAACAAGAGAUCCUACUCAGCGCUUUCUGAAUGGAGGUGAGAUGAAGGUAGAACAACUAUUUCAAGAAUUUGGCAGCAGAAGAUCUGAUACUUUUCAGUCAGAUGGCGUCAACAACUCUGAAAAAUGCUCUCCUACAGUUUCUCAGGGUAAAAGUUCAGAUAGUUUGAAUACAGUAAAAUCCAGCAGUUCGUCCAAAGCAUCCAAAGUGUUGCCUCUGACUCCAGAACAAGCGCUGAAGCAAUAUAAACACCACCUCACUGCUUAUGAGAAGCUGGAAAUCAUCAAUUAUCCAGAAAUUUACUUUGUGGGUCCAAAUGCCAAAAAAAGACAGGGAGUUAUCGGUGGUCCCAAUAAUGGGGGUUAUGAUGAUGCAGAUGGGGCCUAUAUUCACGUGCCUCGAGACCAUCUAGCUUAUCGAUAUGAGGUGCUGAAAAUUAUUGGCAAGGGCAGUUUUGGGCAGGUAGCCCGGGUCUAUGAUCACAAACUUCGACAGUACGUGGCCCUGAAGAUGGUACGCAAUGAAAAGCGCUUCCAUCGCCAAGCAGCCGAGGAGAUCCGGAUUUUGGAGCAUCUUAAAAAGCAGGAUAAAACCGGUAGCAUGAACGUUAUUCAUAUGCUGGAAAGUUUCACGUUCCGGAACCAUGUUUGCAUGGCCUUUGAGUUGCUGAGCAUAGACCUUUAUGAGCUCAUUAAAAAAAACAAGUUCCAGGGUUUUAGCAUCCAGUUGGUUCGCAAGUUUGCUCAAUCCAUCUUGCAAUCCUUGGAUGCUCUCCACAAAAACAAGAUUAUUCACUGUGACCUGAAGCCAGAGAACAUUCUCCUGAAACACCAUGGGCGCAGUGCGACUAAGGUCAUUGACUUUGGGUCCAGCUGUUUUGAGUACCAGAAGCUUUACACAUAUAUCCAGUCUCGGUUCUACAGAGCUCCAGAGAUCAUCUUAGGAAGCUGCUACAGCACGCCCAUUGACAUAUGGAGUUUUGGCUGCAUCCUUGCAGAACUUUUAACAGGACAGCCUCUCUUCCCUGGAGAGGAUGAAGGAGACCAGCUGGCCUGUAUGAUGGAGCUUCUAGGGAUGCCACCACCAAAACUCCUGGAGCAGUCCAAACGUGCCAAGUACUUUAUUAACUCCAAGGGCCUACCUCGCUACUGUUCUGUGACCACUCAGGCAGAUGGGAGGGUUGUGCUUGUGGGAGGUUGUUCACGGAGGGGCAAGAAGCGGGGACCCCCAGGCAGCAAAGACUGGGGGACAGCACUGAAGGGGUGUGAUGAUUACUUAUUCAUAGAGUUUUUGAAAAGGUGUCUUCACUGGGACCCCUCUGCCCGCCUGACCCCAGCUCAAGCACUAAGACACCCUUGGAUUAGCAAGUCUGUGCCCAGACCUCUCACCAUUGAAAAGAUAUCAGGCAAAAGGGUAGUAAAUCCUGCAAAUGCUUUCCAGGGCCUGGGUUCCAAGCUGCCUCCAGUUGUAGGAAUAGCCAGUAAGCUUAAAGCUAACUUAAUGUCAGAAACCAGUGGUGGUAUACCUCUGUGCAGUGUAUUGCCAAAACUGAUUAGCUAAUGGACAGCUGGUGUGCUCAGAGAUGAUAUGUAGGUAUUUUUAAUUAUCUUGCAAACCUGAAAAUGGAAAAAAAAAAACCAAGCCCGUUCAUGGAUAUGGUUUUGGUAGACUAGAUAUCUUUUUUUAACAAGGCAAAGCAUUUUUAUAUGACUGUAAAAGAACUCUUGAAGGGCUAAUUACCUAACCAACUUGUAUUGUCCAUCCUGGGAUACAUAGUAAAAGGCUUUUUAUAGGUCAGUGCA
Lipotes vexillifer (Yangtze River dolphin) is the source of this 2253-nucleotide messenger RNA. RefSeq names its product dual specificity tyrosine phosphorylation regulated kinase 3 (gene DYRK3). NCBI's taxonomy places the organism in Eukaryota, Metazoa, Chordata, Mammalia, Artiodactyla, Lipotidae. Gene Ontology annotation, cellular component: cytoskeleton; cytoplasm; nucleus. The record is from RefSeq and is a predicted model, not a curated record. The transcript has 4 exons. Gene Ontology annotation, molecular function: protein serine/threonine kinase activity; protein serine/threonine/tyrosine kinase activity; ATP binding. The coding region runs from base 161 to 2011 and encodes 616 amino acids. Gene Ontology annotation, biological process: peptidyl-serine phosphorylation; peptidyl-threonine phosphorylation; positive regulation of cell cycle G2/M phase transition.